AUGAGCAUGGCGCUGGCGUGCCCGAUUUUUGAUGCGUCUCAAGGCUUUGAGAUUUCUCCACACAGUUUCUACAGGUACCUCAAGAGCUCAGCCAUGUCUGCAAGCACCCGGACCCCAACCACCCUUCCCAAGACUCAGCAGUUCCCUGGAAACUGCACACUCGAGAGUGCCCUCAAAACCAUUGUGGAUGUCUACCACCGUUACAGCAUCCGGGAGGGCCAGCUCGACCUCCUCAACUUCAAUGACUUCAAGACGCUGCUGACUGAGCAGGCACCGACCUUCCUGCAAGCCUGUGGCAGGAACCAUCCCGAAUACCUGAACAAGCUCUUCAAAGAGACAGACUUAAAUAAGGACAAGGACCUGACUUUCGAGGAGUUCACCAUCGUCCUGGCCAAGCUCACAGAUGAUGCCCAUCGCAUCAGCCACUCUGAUGACCGCUGUACGCCAGACAAGGAUUGA
Molecule: messenger RNA, 459 nt
Organism: Leptosomus discolor (cuckoo roller)
Lineage: Eukaryota; Metazoa; Chordata; Aves; Leptosomiformes; Leptosomidae
Product: protein S100-A8-like
Biological process (GO): endothelial cell migration
Cellular component (GO): extracellular exosome; cytoplasm
Molecular function (GO): calcium ion binding; calcium-dependent protein binding
Source: RefSeq, a predicted model, not a curated record